Molecule: messenger RNA, 1813 nt
Organism: Chaetura pelagica (chimney swift)
Lineage: Eukaryota; Metazoa; Chordata; Aves; Apodiformes; Apodidae
Gene: BROX
Product: BRO1 domain and CAAX motif containing
Exons: 12
Coding region: 23-1258 (411 amino acids)
Source: RefSeq, a predicted model, not a curated record
UGAAGAGUACUACAGAAAGAAAAUGACCCACUGGUUUCAUCGCAACCCUUUGAAGGCUACAGCUCCCGUUUCAUUCAAUUUUUAUGGGGUAGCUACCACUCCAGCUGCAACAAAGGUUUGCAAUGAUUUGAGAUUAUCUCGAACACGACUGUUGGAGCUGUUUACAGACUCGAGUUGUAAUCCAGAAAUGAUGAAAAAUGCAACUGACUUGUACUUCUCACUCUUGCAAGGUUUCAUCCUUUCACUGGAUGACUCUUCCCAAGAAUGCAAGUUGAGAUAUAUACAGAAUUUCAAGUGGACAGACACAUUACAAGGACAAGUUCCAAGUGCCCAGCAGGAUGCAGUGUUUGAACUGAUUUCCAUGGGAUUUAAUGUAGCUCUGUGGUACACAAAAUAUGCAUCAAGACUCGCUGGAAAAGAAGAUAUAACAGAAGAUGAAGCAAAAGAUGUUCACAGGAGCCUGAAGAUAGCAGCUGGGAUUUUUAAACACUUAAAGGAAAGUCACAUUCCUAAAUUGAUUACGCCUGUGGAAAAGGGAAGAGAUUUAGAAGCUCGACUUAUAGACUCUUACAUCAUACAGUGCCAAGCUGAAGCUCAAGAAGUGACAAUUGCUCGGGCUAUUGAGCUGAAACACAAUCCAGGACUAAUAGCUGCUCUUGCUUAUGAAACAGCUAACUUCUACCAAAAAGCUGAUAAAACUCUAUCCAGUUUGGAUCCAACCUAUGCAGGUAAAUGGAGGAAGUACUUAAACUUGAAGACCUGUUUCUAUAUGGCCUAUGCAUACUGUUACCAUGGUCAGACUUUACUGGCAAGUGAUAAAUGUGGGGAAGCAAUCAGAUCUCUGCAGGAAUCAGAAAAAUUUUUUGCCAAGGCUGAAGCACUGUGCAAAGAAUAUGGAGAAACCAAAGGGCCUGGGACUACUGCCAAGCCUUCUGGACAUCUCUUCUUCAGAAAAUUAGGAAGUUUGAUUAAGAACACCCUAGAAAAAUGCCAGCGAGAGAAUGGAUUCAUCUAUUUUCAGAAGGUGCCAACAGAGGCUCCCCAGCUGGAAUUGAAAGCAAACUAUGGCUUAGUAGAGCCUGUUCCUUUUGAAUUUCCUGCCUUGAAUGCACAUUGGACUCCUGAAACACUUGCUGCUUUUGAUCUCACCAAGAGGCCAAAGGAUGACACUGCUAAACCAAAACCAGAUGAAGAAGUAAAACCUCUGAAGGAACCAGAUAUAAAGCCUCAAAAAGACAGUGGAUGCCAGAUUUCUUAAGUGCCAUAAGUGCUUCAAAUUAACUUUAAAGCUGUGUUAGUUGGACCUUGGUGCUUUAGUUCUGUUCUCCCUUUUUCUGAUUCCUCUUUUUUAUUUUAGAAGACUAAUUUAAUUUCAUUUUGUUAGUAUGCAUCUAUCUUGCUUGAGAAUGUGCUGGAUUUCUAGGAGUUUAUUUAUAUGUGACUCAUUUUUGGGUUUAGUGGGAUAUCAUAGAAUGAGCGGGCUUAAAUGUUCCUAUUGUGCCUCUAGAGAGUUUCUUUUUGUGGGUUUAGUUUCUACCCACAAAUAGCAAAGAAAGUAUCAUGAUUGUAACUCUUAAGGAUUUUUUCAUUAAAUAGUAUGCUAUAUAAUGUCAAAUUCUGCAAACUAAAGAUUGCUUGAACUGUUACAUUUAUUCAGGCUUUAACACUCUGUUGUGUUCCAAUGCACUUCACUGUAGCAAGCAAAGAAAAUCUGGGUUUUGUUUGUUACACUCCAAUGGUAUUUCACAGUACUUUCACAGAACUUGAAAAACCCUAUGUUCUGCAUAACUGGAACACAAUUUAUAUUAUUCUG